AGCCGCAGCUUUUGGAGGACGAAGUGUCCUGACACAGGGACCGAAGGCGCCGCGAAGAUGGGCCGCCAGUUAGGGAACCUGAUCCGGGUGAGGCACAUCAUUUCCUACAGCCUGUCCCGGUUCGAGCAGAAAGCCUUCCCCAACUACUUCACGAAGGGCAUCCCAAAUAUGUUACGCAGGACGCAGGACUCCAUUCUGCGAGUCGCCCCCCCCCCAUUUAUAGGCUUUUACUUCCUCUAUACCUGGGGAACCCAGGAGUUUGAGAAGUCAAAGAGGAAAAAGCCAACCGACUUUGAAGAAGAAAAAUAA
Dromiciops gliroides (monito del monte) is the source of this 309-nucleotide messenger RNA. Its product is annotated as cytochrome b-c1 complex subunit 8-like. The record is from RefSeq and is a predicted model, not a curated record. The transcript has a single exon. NCBI's taxonomy places the organism in Eukaryota, Metazoa, Chordata, Mammalia, Microbiotheria, Microbiotheriidae. Gene Ontology annotation, biological process: mitochondrial electron transport, ubiquinol to cytochrome c. Bases 58 to 309 code for a protein of 83 amino acids.